UUAUUAUUUAGGGAGAAUAUUGAAACUUUGUCAAGACGGCAUCGUUUAACUAUUUCUCCCCAUCAACGAACUCCUCGUUAUUUUUCCACGGUUGAAGUCAGAAAUUGGGCAAAAUCAGAUCAAACUGUUAUAUUCAGGUUACAGUGUUGAUUCCACUGGUUUCUGAGAAGUGUCACUAUGAGUGAUUGUAGUAAAAGUGAAUCUGCUCUUGAAAAUGAGAAUCAUGUUGCUGAAAGUAGUGCUGUUCGGAAAAAGAUUGUCUACAUAUGGGAUAUGGAUGAGACACUAAUAUUGUUGAAGUCGUUGUUGGAUGGUACAUAUGCAGUAGCAUUUAGUGGUGUGAAGGAUGUACAGAAGGGCGUUGAUAUUGGAAAGAUGUGGGAAAAAUUUAUCCUUGAUGUUUGCGAUGAUUAUUUCUUCUAUGAACAAAUAGAACAAUGCAAUGAGCCUGUGAUUGAUGCUUUGAGCCCGUACGAUGACGGGGCUGAUCUCUCUAAUUAUGAUUUUAGCCAAGACAACAUUGGUUCUCCAACAGAUGACAUCAACAAAAGAAAGCUUGCUUAUCGUCAUAGGAUCAUAGCGCAGAAGUAUAAACAGGGCUUGCAUACUAUACUUGACCAGAAGAAAAUUGAACUUUGGAAUAAUCUAUAUGAGAUUACCGAUAGUUACACUGAUGGAUGGCUAUCCUCUGCACGGACCUUGCUGCAACAUUGCUCAGGUGAUAGAGAAUUGGUAACCACUGGAUGUGAAGAGUUCCAAUGCAUUAAUAUCUUAGUGACUGCUGGAUCACUGAUUCCGAGCCUAGUCAAAUGUUUACUAUUUAAAUUGGACAGCUUGUUAACUUGUGAAAAUAUAUAUAGUGCAUGGGACGUAGGGAAGCUUCGUUGUUUCUCAUGGAUCAAGGAGCGCUUUGGUGGACCCGAUGUUCAGUUCUGUGUGAUUGGGGAUGGAUGGGAAGAGUGUGAAGCUGCCGAGUUUCUGAGGUGGCCGUUUGUGAAAAUUGACCCAAAACCAGACGGCCACCACAGGUUUCCUGGCCUCACUAGAGAAACCGUAGGCCAUUAUCUCGCUGUUGUCUAUGGACGUCCUGAUGCUGAAACUGAAGAUCAAGACACCACAUCCUCUACGACGUAGAAAGCUUUUAUGAGAUCUAUUCUUGUACAGAUCAGGUCUAUGUGUUAGCAAAUUGUAACAACGUAAGAAUUUGAUGAUUUCGUCCACCAACAUUUCUUCAUUUUUUCAGUAUUGAGCAUUUGGGUAUAUUUCCUUUUC
Molecule: messenger RNA, 1272 nt
Organism: Chenopodium quinoa (quinoa)
Lineage: Eukaryota; Viridiplantae; Streptophyta; Magnoliopsida; Caryophyllales; Amaranthaceae
Product: eyes absent homolog 4-like
Exons: 6
Coding region: 178-1134 (318 amino acids)
Biological process (GO): cell differentiation; positive regulation of DNA repair; multicellular organism development
Cellular component (GO): nucleus
Molecular function (GO): protein tyrosine phosphatase activity
Source: RefSeq, a predicted model, not a curated record